This is a messenger RNA of Pestalotiopsis fici W106-1, 1020 nucleotides long. RefSeq lists its product as uncharacterized. Lineage: Eukaryota; Fungi; Ascomycota; Sordariomycetes; Amphisphaeriales; Sporocadaceae. The coding region runs from base 1 to 1020 and encodes 339 amino acids. The transcript has 4 exons. The record is from RefSeq and is a predicted model, not a curated record.
AUGAAGUGGGGAGUUCUCUUGGGCACGGCGUUAGCCACGCUCAGUAAUGCAUUGAUCCGCUUUCAAUGCUCGCAGCUAGUCGUGGAAAGACUUGACCCCCUGGUCAACCCGGGAAUGGCGCCGUCGGUGCAUGUUCAUCAGAUUGUUGGCGGCAACUCGUUCAACACCACCAUGGAUCCCAAGAAAGAUAUGCCUGGGGAGUCAACCUGCACGACAUGCUCAUUCAGUGAAGACUUUUCCAACUACUGGACCGCCGUUCUGUAUUUCCGCGCCAGGAACGGCACCUUUAAGCGCGUCCCACAGACCUCGCAGAUAUCUGGAGGCCAAGGCGGUAUCACUGUGUAUUACAUGCAAGAUGCCCUGUAUGAUACUCAGCAAAAGUCCAAAGUCACAGCUUUCAAGCCGGGUUUCCGCAUGUUCAUUGGCGACGUCAACGCGCGCACCAAGGCCGAAGUAUCCAAAUUCCGACAGCUGACCUACACAUGCAUGCAGAACGAGGGAACACGGGAGCCCGAGACGCUCGCGUUCCCAACGACGCCGUGCCCGGCCGGCAUCAUGGUCAAUGCCCGGUUCCCGACGUGCUGGGACGGCGUCAACCUCGACUCCCCGGACCACAUGGCCCACAUGGCGUACCCGGAGAACGGCACCUUUGAGAGCGGCGGCCCUUGCCCGGCCACGCACCCCGUGCGCACCGCCCAGGUCCUCUUCGAGGUCGUCUGGGAUACGAAGCAGUUCAAUAACAAGGCCGACUGGCCCGAGGACGGCAGCCAACCCUUUGUCUGGUCCUUUGGUGAUGCCACUGGCUACGCCAACCAUGCCGACUAUGUCUUUGGGUGGAAGGGGGAUGCUCUGCAGCGCCUCAUGGAUACCGCUUGCGUCGUCAACUGCCCCGCGGCCAAGGCUACUACCCAGUCCUCUGCUGCAAUGAACCAGUGCACCAAGCAGCGUGUUGUGAAUGAGGAUGUCGAUGGAUGGCUGACAAGUCUUCCCGGAGGACACGAAGUUCAGUAUGGUCCAUGA